AUGCCAUUUCGUACUCCCCGGCGACGUAUCUCGCCAAGAACUAAACGCCGCGUUCGAGCUAUCAAAAAUUUCUUUAAAAAAACUCUUGGAACAUCAUCACAAACGGACUGCAAAACAACUUCUAGUAUAAUUAUUAGUGUAUCAGAUUUAAAAAGUAAAAUAGAUAUCAUAGAACAACAAUUAGACAAAGUAAGCAAACAUUGCCGUGAUUUGUCCUGUCUCGAAAACAGUAUUAAGAGAGCAGAGAGCUCAACUACCCAAAAUAUAAGCAAUGACAAGCGAUCACUCAGCGCUGGUACGAACAGUAAAAAAAGUUUAAGAGGUGUGGAAACAAGAAUUAUAUAUAAGACGCCCAAACAAGACUAUAUAAAAUCUGAUGAAAGCGAGUACGCAACAAAGUACCAACCUAAUGAUAAAAAGAAAACAAUCAAUUCACGAGCAUCUCCUUCCAAAUACAAUCAAGAUUUCGAAGACAGAACUUCUAAGCAAAUUAGAAAUAACGAAAAAUCUGAUAAGAAACGAGCUAUGUCCGGUAUACGUCCUGAAAAACAAAAAUUGUAUAGAGCUUCCUCAAGUAUUAAUCUUUACUCACCAAAAGAUAAAGAUAGAACAGAUCCAAGUUGUUCUGGAUAUCAUCGAAGUAGCAAACAUAAAGAUUCGCAUCAUGCUGAAAGAGCAAUUCAUCACGAGCAAAGAGAAAGGAUAAAAAACGACCGUCGAGAUAUGCAUCUUAUUGAUGAUCAGCAUAAAAGUCGCAGGAAAAAACACAAGCUUGCAGACUUUGAUGAAGAAUUUAUAGCCGAUAUUAUAAGAAGGCAAUAUAAGCCUGUACAGCUAUUUGGUAGGCGAUUAUCCGACUACAGUCAAUUUUCAGCGCCAGUUUGUCGUGACCAGGAAUUUUCGCCUCGUAACGACCUCGAGGAAGGAAGUGAAUUAUGUUCUUGCUGCUAUGAAGGACAACGCAGAGUCAGUCAUCGAUAUUGCAAUAAACAUGACGUAAGCGAUAUGAGAAGUAUUUGUGAUGCACGCCUAUAUAGUUCGAAAAGACACAAACGAUAUAAACAAGCUUAUAUUAAUAAUUACAAUGAUUCAACUGUCUAUGAUUUAGUGCCCGUAAAAGAGAAAACAAGUCCGAAAUCUAGACGAAAAUUUAUUGAAGAAACUUUAAUUCCAUAUGAAUGUUAUAAGGAAGUUCCCCCAUCGCCAAGGACGCACAGACCACGCCUUAAUCUAAAAACUCAACAUUACGAUUACGAAGAUAGUAUUGCACCAAAGCGACGUAAUAAACAAGUUCCAGGUCGAUCCCAUAAACAUAAUGAUAUUGAUGAAGCAAGUGAACAUUCAGAUAACUCUUUUAACGAAAAUUUACACAAAAAGGAGUCUUUAAGACCGAUUAAAGUACAUGAUACUAAUUUACAAUGCUCCACGAAUUGUACUGAGCCAAACAAUAUAAAUAACGAUACGCUCAUAACACACGUCACUGAAUCGACAACAAAUAAAACAGAUCAGGCCUUGUUUGAAAUAAAGGAUAUUUUACAAAGCUUCCUACAAGAAAUCAAAAAAGAAACAACUUUGAGUAAUACUCAAAUAAAUAGUGAGCCUAUAAAGUCUCCCGAAACACAAACAGAUCAAAAAAAUAUCCCCAGCCAAGUACAAAACACUGGACAAAACUUUUGUACUUUGAAUAACCUCGGUCAGUGCCCAGUAUCUCCUUUUAUGCCACCGUUCACGAAUCCUUGCUGUUAUCCAAUUCUGCCCAUAUGUCCUAUCAAUUGCUCCCCAAACGGUUAUGUACUUCCCACACCGAGUUAUACGUGUGCAAAUUGCGCAAAUAGUUCUAAAGAAACAACUUGUCACAACAAUAAAUCCUCCUCUAACCAUAAACACCCUCAACCUUAUGAUGAAACACAAGAACUCAUAAAAGAGAUUUACAAAUUUGUUGCACAAAGUCCAAAUACUCCAACUUCAAAACGCUUCAAUCAUGCCAAUGAUCACACGGCGAACAUUGAAAAGAAAAUAUUAACAUCUAGAAGCGUUGGCAGUUCCAACGCAUCUAAACGAGAUGUAAUGGUCGAGACACCUCAGAUGAAAUGUUAUUCAAAAAGUUGUGAAGCAAUUGGGUCAAGAAUGACUACAGCCACUUACUACUCGACUAAUCCUAGCUAUUCUGAUACUGUUUUAGAAAAACUAAGCUUAGAAGUAUCAGACUCAUCAUCGGAAUUUGGAUUUGAUAAGGAACCCACUGAAAAGAUGAAAAGACACAAAUUCUCAAAGGUAUUACAAAAAAUUGGUUUGUUUAAACGAAAGAAAAAAGAUAUUAUAGAAGAAGUCAGUGAAAGCGAAAGUACAGUCGAAGUCAAACUCAGACACAAUUCUAAACCGCCAUUUCCUCAACACAUUAUGGACUAUUCCGUUCACAGGCAAGAGUAUUUCCAUCCACCGCCAAUUCAUGAUAGCAGAUAUUGCCAUGCACACGACGCACCGCACAGACAUGCGUGCGGUGAUGAUGGAUACGGUCCAAGGACAUCACCGUAUAAUGCUCAUAAGCACAGACAAUGUCAACAUGAUCAUUCAACUCCACAUUGCUAUCACGUGCAACCCAGAGAAGCAGCACCAUGUUGUAACCAUGACUACGACGCACAUUAUAAUAACUUACCUAAAGCUCCUCAAGUCCCGCUAUGUUUAAAAGAAAUCGAAGUGAAAAGUACCGGUACGCAGAGCGAUAGAAAGAUGUCCAUAUUCAAGAAAUUCAAAAAGAAAACACAACCGCCACUAGUCCAGCGGCCGGUUAUAAUGCAACAACAGCACAGCGGCGGGACACAGACUGCCAAAGAAAAAAAUGUGUUGUUUAAUUGGAAAACAUUGCAACAAAAGGCCAAACAAGCGAGUAGCAAUUCAGAUCCAAUGAAAUUUUCCCUUAAAACACAAAAGCAACUCGCCGAAGGCGAUAUGAAAUUAAGAAAUGCUAUGUUGAAGAAGCUAUUUUAUAAAAGGAAUCCAUUUUCUCCGAGAAAUUUAAUCGUGCGUACUUUGCUUGGAAAAGACAAAUCUAGUUGGGGUGAACCCCCAAAAAUGUACAGGCCACGAAUGUUUAUAUAG
Molecule: messenger RNA, 3099 nt
Organism: Zerene cesonia (dogface butterfly)
Lineage: Eukaryota; Metazoa; Arthropoda; Insecta; Lepidoptera; Pieridae
Exons: 3
Coding region: 1-3099 (1032 amino acids)
Source: RefSeq, a predicted model, not a curated record